AUGGCAGUAAACAAGCAGUCCAGAAGAGCAGAGAGCCUGUCCAUCACCAUCUCAAAUUCAGCAAAGAAGUACUCUGACUUCAGCCACACAGAACCACAAGUACAGCCAAACUUCUCUCUCUCUAUUCCUAUCGAGUUGCUGCAUCAUUGGUACAUGAACAAGAAGGCAGAAGAGACAUUCAUUAGCUUAGUUAAUAGCAUGGUAACAAUAGUUAAACUAGCACAAAGCGAUCGUCUGGAGAAAAGGCUUGCAGAACAAGCUAGCAAGGUAGCAAGAAGGAUACGGGGGCUAAAAGGAAGAAGGAGGUAUGCCGUACUUGCUGGAGAAUACAACCUCUUCGUGCUUGAUGGAGAAGCAGAAUCGUAUUCUGAAAUUGAGCAGCAACUAUCCACUGAAUCUCCACAGCCAACAACAAUCCCCGAAACAAGUAGACCUACCACAGCACACAUCAACAAAGGCAAAAAAGUUCACGAGGUAUCACCACGACAGGUAAAACGAAAGCUAGCACACUGUAAGAGCUCUGCAGAGCAAGCGCUUUGGUUUUGUGAAUCAUUCGGUCUUCAGCCAGAAUCUUUAGAGCUACGCAAACAGACAGGAUCUCCCAUCAAAUUCAAUUUUUUAUCUAGCCCAUCUCACAAGCCACAACAUCAAACGCCAGCUCUUUCACCAAACGAUUCUGCGAGGGUACAGCAAGCUCUUUAUGUACUUGACAGGUUUGCUGUGAGUGACGAAGCUUAUCAUGAAUUGAGCGUCGCAUCUGAUUUACCACCACUGUACCGAAUCAAGGAUGCUCGCCUCUCAAUUAACAACUCUCUCGACAUCCGACAUCUCGAAGGUCCUUAUCCUGGUGCUUAUAGACCACCGAAAGCUGCAAUCCAGGAAGAGCUAGCUAAGAUCGUUCAUUCAGGGAAAGCUAUCACCCAACCAGUAAAAGUAAAACUCAGUGGUGACGGAGCCAGAUUCACAAGAUCAUCCAAUAUCAUACUUCUCUCAUUUGCAUUUCCAGAAAUUCAAGACAAUGUUUUAUCAGGCAUGGGUAAGCUUAACAAUAAAAAUAUUAAACGAGAAAGUGGUGAAAAUAUUUUUAUAUUGACAUUCAUACAGGCAAUCAUACUUUUGCUGGCCUAA
Molecule: messenger RNA, 1128 nt
Organism: Halichondria panicea
Lineage: Eukaryota; Metazoa; Porifera; Demospongiae; Suberitida; Halichondriidae
Exons: 2
Coding region: 1-1128 (375 amino acids)
Source: RefSeq, a predicted model, not a curated record